Sceloporus undulatus (fence lizard) is the source of this 1164-nucleotide messenger RNA. It is a transcript of the gene CSNK2B, whose product is annotated as casein kinase 2 beta. Gene Ontology annotation, cellular component: cytoplasm; protein kinase CK2 complex. The record is from RefSeq and is a predicted model, not a curated record. Gene Ontology annotation, molecular function: protein kinase regulator activity. Lineage: Eukaryota; Metazoa; Chordata; Lepidosauria; Squamata; Phrynosomatidae.
CGUUGGUCCUCAUUUGCAUAUCUGCACCGCUUCCUUUUAAAUCCCUGCAGUUCUCUCAGCCCUUUCAAUGGGGCUGCCUUGAAUUAAAAAGGACAGCCGGGUUUUUAAAAGAGAAACAGCACUCUGCCACACUGAGCUCUGGAUGGCUGACCAUUAAUGCAAACCUAAUAUGACAGCCAUGUUGAGGACUGGCACUGCGGAUAGGAUGAGCCGACGAAGCAGCACCAGCAUCAGAGACGAGGACGGGAAGAUGAGUAGCUCCGAGGAGGUAUCCUGGAUUUCAUGGUUCUGUGGCUUGCGCGGCAACGAAUUCUUCUGUGAGGUGGAUGAAGACUACAUCCAAGACAAAUUCAACUUAACUGGCCUCAAUGAACAAGUUCCCCACUAUCGCCAAGCUUUGGAUAUGAUCCUCGACUUGGAACCUGAUGAAGAGCUUGAGGACAAUCCUAAUCAGAGUGAUUUGAUUGAGCAGGCAGCUGAAAUGCUCUAUGGGCUCAUCCAUGCCCGCUAUAUCCUCACAAACCGUGGCAUUGCUCAAAUGCUUGAAAAAUACCAGCAAGGAGACUUUGGCUACUGUCCUCGAGUUUAUUGUCAGCCCAUGCUGCCCAUUGGUUUAUCGGACCCAGGUGAAGCCAUGGUCAAACUGUAUGCCCUAAGUGCAUGGAUGUUAUACCCCCAAAUCUUCCGCCACCAUCAUACAGAUGGGGCCUUUGGAACGGCUUUCCCUACAUGUUGUUCAGGUGCACCCCGAUAUCGGCCGAAGCGGCCAGCCAACCAGUUGUGCCCAAGACUUUAUGGUUUCAAGAUCCACCCAAUGGCUUACCAGCUGCAGCUUCAGGCCGCCAGCAAUUUCAAGAGCCCAGUCAAAACUAUCCGUUGAUCUUCUGCGUCCAGGUGCCCAGGGUCCUGCUCUGAUAAACCCCUUUAAUUCAGUCAGGGCUGCUUAUACUUUGAUUUUGGUGAUGUCCCUUGUGGACUAUUCUUUGUCACCCUCCAGCCUGAUUUUUAGUAUCAUUUUUGGUGUGCGGUUUAAAUUUAAUAACAAUUUCUGUUAAUUCCCAGAAACACAGACUGUGACACACAAAUUCAGUAAACACCUCUAAUGUCAUCAUUUUGUGGGGAUUUUUUUCUUUUUAAAAAAUAAAAUACAUUAAAAAUGUAAAA